AUGUCAACGACAAUGGUCUACUUGAUGUUGAUGUUGUUGUUGUCAACGAUUGUGUUGGUACAGGCUGGUCCACAUAAUGCACCUGUACUUCGAUUCUCAAAGAACUUGUUGACACUGCCCGAUGGAGGACAUUCACAGUUGAGUUGUAGAGGUGGCACUGCUAAAGGUUCAAACGAAGAACCACCCUACAUCUUCUGUCUAUCAUCACUAGAUGAUAUAUUCGAUCCCAAUGCACAAUUCAGGUGUCAGAGUCCCAAUCCAUCAAGUUACUCAACAAUAUCAAAGUAUACUGUUGUAUGUAAGAGGGGAGAGAAUGAUCAUAAUGAGUAUACAUUUGGUGAUGACCAUCCAUGUCAUGCCCAGUAUAGUCUUGAUUGGAUUGAAGUCAAUCAAAUCAGAGUCAUUGGAUGGGGCAUACUAGGAUGUGUAUUCUUCUACCUCUUCUUAACAAGAACGAACAACUCGUUCUAUCAACAGAUCAACAAUCCAAUGUCAUUCCCACGAGAACCAACCAAUCCCAAGAUCUUCAUGUUUUGUGGCAUCUUCAUAUCGUUAACCAUUGUGGUGUCAAUGGUUGUAUUUGUCCUCCUCUGUCUAUAUAUGUUCUCUGCUCCCGUUUAA
Messenger RNA from Acytostelium subglobosum LB1, 621 nucleotides. RefSeq lists its product as hypothetical. The transcript is spliced from 5 exons. The record is from RefSeq and is a predicted model, not a curated record. Lineage: Eukaryota; Evosea; Eumycetozoa; Acytosteliales; Acytosteliaceae. The coding region runs from base 1 to 621 and encodes 206 amino acids.